AUGUCAGAGCUUAUUUAUCAAAAACUAUUCCUCUUACGAAAGCCUGGUAAAAAAGACGAAGAAAAAAACAAAAUUGAUCGAUUAGGUCAUGGUCGUGCAAUACCAAUUAAACAGGGAUUUCUAUAUAAAAAAGGAACGAACAGUAUUAAUCGAGAUUGGAAGAAAAAAUACGUUGUUUUACUUGAUGAUGGUCGAUUAAUUUAUCAUCCAUCAUUACAUGAUUAUGAAAAUGAAUCUCACGGUAAAGAAAUAAUUCUUCAACGUACAACAAUUAAAAUUCCUGGUUCAAAUAAACCACGUAUUGCAUUACGUAGUGCAAGUAAUGAUAAUAAAUUAAAUGAUUUAACAUCAUCAGAUGGUGCUAUUAUUAUAUCAAAUUCAUCGGUUACACCAGGUGUUAUUGAUCACGUAGUUGUUUCAUCUCCAUUAGGAAAAAUUGAAACACCCAAUGCUAAAAAACGUCAUCGUCGUGCACAACAAACGAAUUCAAUGAAUUCAGUAAAUAAUUCUUCAACACCAAAAUCAUUAUCAAAUCAUAAUAAUGGUGAUGAUGAUGGUGAUGAAAAUAUAUUUAUUAUUGUUUCAUUGGAUAAACAAUGGUAUUUUGAAGCACAAUCGAAUGAAGAACGUGAUGAAUGGGUACAAGCUAUUGAACAACAAAUUCUAUAUAGUUUACAAAAUAUUGAAUCUUCAAAAGCUGCACGUGCUGCUAAAAUUGGUGGACCAUCUAUGGCUGAUUCAGCAUCUAUACAAACAAUAAAACAAGUACAUGGAAAUGGAUUUUGUGCUGAUUGUGAUCAACUAAAUCCAACAUGGGCUUCUUUAAAUCUUGGAGCUUUAAUUUGUAUGGAUUGUGCAUCAUUACAUCGAAAUCUUGGAACACAUUUAUCACGUGUUCGAUCAUUAGAACUUGAUGAAUGGCCACCAGAACUUGUUCAAAUAAUGCGUUCAAUAGGAAAUAAACUUGCCAAUUCUGUUUGGGAAGCAAAUAUUAAAAAUCGAGCUAAACCUCAACCAAAUGCUUCAUUAUCUGAACGUGAACGAUGGAUUCGUGAUAAAUAUGAACAAAAAUUAUUUCUUGCGCCAUUAGCUAUGUCACCACCUUUAGCAAGACAAUCAAUCAUUGAUGCUAUUAAUAAAACAGAUCUUUAUACAGUUAUACUUAUAUUAGCACAUCGAAAAUUAUCAAAUGAAGAUAUUAAUUCUUCAUUAUUACAUUUAGCUGCUUCACAAGGCAAUGUUACUAUUUUACAACUUUUACUUUGGUAUGGUGGCGAUGCGUUUUCUGUAGAUAGCAAUGGUCGUACACCUCUUCAAUGUGCCCAAGGUGAUUGUAUUCAAGUUCUUCAAACAUUAACAAAUAAUAAUACUAAUCUACAUACUAAUUAUCAACAAAUAAAACCUCCAUCAAUAUCUCCUCAACAAAGUACAUUAUCUCGUCAACGUCCACCAGUAUCAUCACCUGGUCCACCCUAUGAUAAACUUCCAUCCACUGUUAUUUAA
Molecule: messenger RNA, 1503 nt
Organism: Adineta steineri
Lineage: Eukaryota; Metazoa; Rotifera; Eurotatoria; Adinetida; Adinetidae
Source: the annotation of a GenBank genome assembly